GAGCUUUGCAUCAAGAACUAUGGGGGUUGUGGGUUUGGUAAUGCCAGCUCUUGUGGGUGCUUCAGUCUUUGGCAGCAUAAAUGGUGAGGUAUUCUCUAUUUCCCGACUAGCAUUUACUGCUGGUGAAGAAGGACAUAUGCCUGCUCUUCUUUCAAUGGUUAAUAUUGACCGUUUAACUCCAAUUCCAUCUAUAUUAAUUGUAGUAACUCUAUCUGUAGUUUUUCAACUGUUCGAUGACAUACUUUAUUUGAUCGAGUUAACGGGAUUUGCUUUCUCUGUAAUAUCUGCGAUGGCUGUUUGUAGCUUACUCUACAUUCGUCGUACAAAUCCUCAAAUGAAUACAUCGGGAUUUAAAUUACCAAUUGUUUUUCCUGUGUUGUAUUUAAUUGUGGACAUCGCUAUUGGAAUCCUUGCAAUCUAUCAAAAGCCGACAGAUUGUGCAAUUAGUCUUGGAGUAAUGUUACUAGGUGUUCCAGUUUACAUUUUUGGGGUGGUAUGGAAGAACAAACCAAGAUCAAUUAGAUCUUUAAUAUAUGGUGUCACAAUCACUUUCCAAAAAGUUUUAAAAGUUGUUGAACAAGAAAAAGUCUCUGAAAUAUUAGAAUUAGAUGGUCAUUUAAAAUCUGUUGGUGAUGAACUAGAAAUAUCAUAAAAACAUGAUGAUAAUAAUAAUAAUAAACAUUAAAUAAAAAGCUGCGCUUUAUUCUUGUUCCCAUUCAACAAAACAAAGUACAUUUUAUUUCUAUAUCUAUGAAAUUUUCUAUUAUGAUUCCAUCAUGAACAUUUUUUUUAAAAAUUAAAUUAUUUUCAUUAUUCUUUAUUAUUAUUACUACUACCUGAAUUAUUUCUGCUGAAUAUCAUUGCUUCUUUUCUUUUUCUUUUCUUUUUUAAAAGAAAAGAAACAAUAUUGCGCCUAAAAUUACACUUGAAAUUUAUUCAAUCAAAAUAUUGUUUCUAUCAUUUGUAAAUUGAAGGUAACAUUUUGUUUUAGUUGUUUGUUGGUUUGUUUGUUUGUUUUCAUUUUUCCAUAGAAUGCAAUAUAACACAUUGUGCUUAUUCAUUUGAUGUUGUAUUGCAAAGAGAUUUCUUCGUUGUUUUCUUUUAUUUUUAAAGACUGAUAUUCAAUUUGUUAACAUCUUCUUUGCCAGUUUUAUUAUUAUUUUAUCUUUGUGAAUUCUUAUUUUUUAAUCCUAGAUAGGUACGUUUUUCUUAUUCUUUAAAUGAUUCACCUUAUAUGAUCAGUAGAAUAAUUUUCUUUUCUUUUUAAGAAAAAGUUUUUUGUAUAUCCUGAAUUGCUUUGAUAUAGAUCCUUUUUAAUGGAUUGCAAAUUCAUGUGUAUGUAUAUAGUUUAUACACAAAAUUCUUGAUAAUUUUGAAUUAAUAACUAAAUAUAUUUGGCUAUUUGUAAA
Messenger RNA from Schistosoma intercalatum, 1409 nucleotides. Lineage: Eukaryota; Metazoa; Platyhelminthes; Trematoda; Strigeidida; Schistosomatidae. The record is from the annotation of a GenBank genome assembly.